AUGAACGGUGGCGAGGGAGACAAAACGUUGCCCAUAGCAAAUGUGGGUAGAAUAAUGAAGCAAAAUCUUCCUCCCAAGGCAAAGAUCUCAAAAGAAAGCAAAGAACUGAUGCAAGAGUGUGCGACAGAGUUCAUAAGUUUCGUGACAGGUGAAGCAUCUGACAAGUGUCACAAGGAGAAUCGAAAGACAGUUAGUGGAGACGACAUCUGUUGGGCUCUGUGUUCGUUAGGGUUUGACAACUAUGCUGAAGCCAUUGGAAGGUACUUGUAUAAAUACAGACAAGCUGAACUUGUUAAAAUCAAUCUGAACAAACUUGAAACCGCAAAAGACAAGUUUGAACAAGAUUCAACAAAUCCAUAA
Messenger RNA from Lathyrus oleraceus (garden pea), 360 nucleotides. Its product is annotated as nuclear transcription factor Y subunit B-4. The transcript has a single exon. The coding region runs from base 1 to 360 and encodes 119 amino acids. NCBI's taxonomy places the organism in Eukaryota, Viridiplantae, Streptophyta, Magnoliopsida, Fabales, Fabaceae. Gene Ontology annotation, molecular function: DNA-binding transcription activator activity, RNA polymerase II-specific; protein heterodimerization activity; RNA polymerase II cis-regulatory region sequence-specific DNA binding. The record is from RefSeq and is a predicted model, not a curated record. Gene Ontology annotation, cellular component: nucleus; CCAAT-binding factor complex. Gene Ontology annotation, biological process: regulation of transcription by RNA polymerase II.